This is a messenger RNA of Vicugna pacos (alpaca), 1569 nucleotides long. The record is from RefSeq and is a predicted model, not a curated record. Lineage: Eukaryota; Metazoa; Chordata; Mammalia; Artiodactyla; Camelidae.
UCAGGAUCAGCUCCUACCCCAGGGAAGGCCAGGAGGCCAGAGGCGGGACCUGAUGGAUGUUAAAUACUUCUGUCCAACAUCCUGCUGGCCUUUCGUCCGUCCCAGUCUUCCCAGCAAGAAGUUUGACCAAGAUCAGUCAUGACGACUUACAGCAACAAAGGAGAGAAGCCCGAGAGAGGCCGAUUCCUCCACUUCCACUCCGUGACCUUCUGGGUUGGCAACGCCAAGCAGGCUGCCUCGUACUACUGCAGCAAGAUGGGCUUUGAACCCUUAGCCUACAAGGGCCUGGAGACACGUUCCCGGGAGGUGGUGAGCCACGUGAUCAAGCAAGGAAAGAUUGUGUUUGUCUUCUCCUCUGCCCUCAACCCGUGGAACAAAGAGAUGGGUGACCACCUGGUGAAACAUGGUGAUGGAGUGAAGGACAUCGCGUUCGAGGUGGAAGAUUGUGACUACAUCGUGCAGAAAGCCCGGGAACGGGGCGCCAAAAUCGUGCGGGAGCCCUGGGUAGAGCAAGAUAAGUUUGGGAAGGUGAAAUUUGCUGUGCUACAGACGUAUGGGGACACUACACACACCCUGGUGGAGAAGAUGAACUACACUGGCCGGUUUCUGCCUGGAUUUGAGGCCCCAGCAUCCACGGACCCCCUGCUUUCCAAGCUGCCCAACUGCGGUCUCGAGAUAAUCGAUCACAUUGUGGGAAACCAGCCUGAUCAGGAGAUGCUGUCUGCCUCAGAAUGGUACCUGAAGAACCUGCAGUUUCAUCGUUUCUGGUCCGUGGAUGACACACAGGUACACACGGAAUACAGCUCUCUGCGGUCCAUCGUGGUGGCCAAUUACGAGGAAUCCAUCAAGAUGCCCAUUAACGAGCCAGCGCCGGGCAGGAAGAAGUCCCAGAUCCAGGAAUAUGUGGACUAUAACGGGGGUGCUGGGGUCCAGCACAUUGCACUCAAGACCCAAGACAUCAUCACAGCGAUUCGCCACUUGAGAGAGAGAGGCAUGGAGUUCUUGGCUGUUCCGUCCACAUACUACAAACAACUGAGGGAGAAGCUCAAGUCGGCCAAGAUCCGGGUGAAAGAGAAUAUUGAUGUCCUGGAGGAGCUGAAAAUUCUAGUGGACUACGACGAGAAAGGCUACCUCCUGCAGAUCUUCACGAAGCCCAUGCAGGACCGACCCACGCUCUUCCUGGAAGUCAUUCAACGCCACAACCACCAGGGUUUUGGAGCCGGCAACUUCAACUCACUGUUCAAGGCUUUCGAGGAGGAGCAGGACCUGCGGGGCAACCUCACCGACAUGGAGACCAGCGGAGUCGUGUAGGCUCCACUGGCCCGCCUGACCCACCAAGGCCCCGCCCACCUGCAGAGGCAAGGUGGGCCACGCCCCCGGCCGGGAACACGCCCACUCCACAGGCCCUGAAUGGCGAGCCCUCAUUGGCCACUUGCUUUAGACCCCGCCCACGAGGCAUCGCCUGGUCCUAAAACUCCGCCCACCCCCUGACCACGCCCCCUCGGUUGGGGCACUCCCUCUCCUGCGCUUCGGAAUAAAGGGGACCCCAGGUCCAAGGCCGUCGGUGUC